Menidia menidia (Atlantic silverside) is the source of this 1302-nucleotide messenger RNA. The record is from the annotation of a GenBank genome assembly. NCBI's taxonomy places the organism in Eukaryota, Metazoa, Chordata, Actinopteri, Atheriniformes, Atherinopsidae.
AUGUCCAGGACCAGCCGGCGGUACAAGCCCGGGCAGCAGCAGCAGGGCUUCGUCCCCGGCUGCGGAGGCUCCGUCCCCGGCUGCGGGCUGCGAAUGCCCCGGGCCCGGGUGCUGCUGCUCUGCCUGCUGGGUGUCCUGAUGCUGGCCGUGGUUCUGGGAGUCUACCUGUCCAACGACACGGCCGCCAGAGCGGUCAACCGCGCCCCGGCCGCAGAUCUGACCAAAGACAGGCUGUCCCACAAACCCAGCAAGUCCUCACCAGCUCAAAUCCGCCGUCUGGCCUCUCAGGUGGACGGCACCCGCCUGUGGGAAACCCACCUGCGGCCAAUCCUAAUAGAGAGACUCCCGGGGACGCCGGGCAGCCUGGCUGUGCAGCAGCACAUCACCUCCACCCUGUCCUCGCUGUCUGCCGGCUGGUCCAUAGACCUGGACUCCUUCCAGUCCCCCACCCCCCGCGGCCAAGUGACCUUCACCAACAUCGUGGCCACCCUGGAUCCCGCAGUCCCGCGCAGGCUCCUUCUGGCCUGCCACUACGACUCCAAGGUCCUGCCCCCGGACCCACGGGCCCCCGAGAGGGUGUUCCUGGGGGCCAGCGACUCGGCGGUGCCCUGCGCCAUGAUCCUGGAGCUCGCCGCCUCUCUGGACGCGCAGCUCAGAUCCUUCAAACAGCAGAAACUCCCCGUCACCCUGCAGCUGGUCUUUUUUGACGGCGAGGAGUCGUUCGAGGAGUGGACGGCCACCGACUCGCUGUACGGCUCCCGUCACCUGGCAGAGCUCAUGGCCAGGACGCCUCACCACGCCGCCGCCCCUCACGCCACGGCGCUGCAGGCUGUGAGUCAUGGUGCCACAGACCGCAUCCCCAUCCAAGCGGCUCCUGCCUUUUGGUGCCCUCUAGAGAUGGAGCGCAAUGACCUUUUCGUGCUGCUGGACCUUCUGGGUGGUCCCGACCCGCUGAUUGCAAACCACUUUGACAACACGGUGCGCUGGUUCGACCGCCUGAUCUCUGCAGAAAAACGGCUGCAUCGCCAGGGCCUGCUGGCGUCUCACCCCGCCGAGCAGACCUACUUCAGGAAGGACGUCUACCUGGGACCCGUGCAGGACGACCACAUCCCCUUCCUCCACAGAGGCGACUUUGCCUGUCCUCUGUCCCGUUCAGGAGUCCCCGUGCUGCAUGUAAUCGCCACCCCCUUCCCUCAGUUCUGGCACACACUGGAGGACACGGAGGAGAACAUGCACCGUCCCACCGUGGAGAACCUCACAAAGAUCAUGGCUGUGUUCGUGGCAGAAUACCUCAGCCUCUGA